Messenger RNA from Closterium sp. Naga37s-1, 885 nucleotides. Lineage: Eukaryota; Viridiplantae; Streptophyta; Zygnematophyceae; Desmidiales; Closteriaceae. The record is from the annotation of a GenBank genome assembly.
AUGGAGGGAAAUCACGGAGGCGAUCCCCGCGCCGAGCAUGCCGCAACCAAGGAGUCCGAGGCGGCGGCAACGCAACACCAUCUGACGCUGCUCCAGCCGACCGUGGUCGAAGUUUCUGCAGCCGUGCUGGAUAAGAACAAGGUGGGGGAGCACGAGUCGGUGGGGCUGGUCGGUGGCUCUCCACCUUCUGGUGGACGGGGGAGGCGUAGGCAGAGGAAGAGCGAUGGGGAGGACGAUUAUGACACCGCCGUGCCCGGGGACCUCAUUACGCGGGCGAAGAGGCGGCAGACGACAGGUAGUGCUGACGACGCCGGUGGCGCGGCAGUUGGGACACCGCGAGGCGCCAAGGAAGCUAGUGGCAAGGCGGGCGGUCAAGCAUUGCGCCAGAAGGGCCGACCCGCAGCAAGAAAAGCAUCCGGCGGAAGGAGAGGCAAGAAAGCAGCGACGGGAACAAAGCCGAAACGGGGCGAUGAAGACCCCGGUGAUGCGGAGGAGGAGGAGGAUGAGGAGGAGGAUGCGGAGGGAGAGGAGGAUGAAGAGGAAGCGGAGGAGGAUGACGCGGAUGUUGGGGAGGAUGAAAAAGAUGAGAAUGAUGGCGGGGAGGACGAAGAGGAGGAGGAGGAGGAGGAGGAGGAGGAGGAUGAGGAGGAGGAGGAGGAGGAGGAGGAGGAGGAGGCAGAGGAGGAGGAGGAGGAGGAGGAGGAGGAGGAGGAGGAGGAGGAGGAGGAGGAGGAGCAGGGUGACGACGAGGAGGAGGAUGUGGAGGAGGAGGAAGAGGAGGAGGCAGCGGAGGAGGAGGAGGAGGAGGAGGAGGAGGAGGAGGAGGAGGAGGAGGAGGAGGAGGAGGAGGAGGAGGAUGUGGCGCCAGCAUUGGGCCGCCCGUAA